This is a messenger RNA of Venustampulla echinocandica, 1608 nucleotides long. RefSeq lists its product as uncharacterized. The transcript has 6 exons. Gene Ontology annotation, cellular component: endoplasmic reticulum membrane. Lineage: Eukaryota; Fungi; Ascomycota; Leotiomycetes; Helotiales; Pleuroascaceae. Bases 1 to 1608 code for a protein of 535 amino acids. Gene Ontology annotation, biological process: karyogamy involved in conjugation with cellular fusion; nuclear membrane fusion involved in karyogamy. The record is from RefSeq and is a predicted model, not a curated record.
AUGUGGCAGUUUCAAGUUCUCCUCUGGGCGGUAUUCCCGUUGUGGGCGGUAGCGAUUAACCCCUUCAAGUCUCCGUUUCAAAAGUAUAUUUCUCUUCCAGACAACUCACCUAUCUCACGUUCCUCAGAAGGAUCUGGCUCUUCUGUAAAAGUUUCUCAGACCGCUAAGCCAGUUGGAAAUUUCAACUUCAAGGAACUCCUGGUUUCAAAAGCUCAAAAGCCCGAAUUCUACGCCAAAGCAAUGCUUGAAUUGAAACGACUGGAAGAUGAGCCGCUAUGUCACCGGUUGGCAGCCCAAUUGCUUAUGAACACUUGCCGCAACCUGCAAGAUAUCACUGAGCAGACAUUAGAAUUCACCACGGCACGCCUACAGAGAAACCACGUCGAGAGCUUCGCGGCUGCCCUAACCCUUUGUGAUAUGGAAGAUGUUGGCUGGGAAGUCCCAGAGCAGUGCUAUGCACUCUCUAGCACGGCAAUGCAACAAGUCGUUGAGAAUAACGAGGAUACACUGCUUGUACCACCAAACCAAGUACAGGUCUGCCUUACGACACUCUCCCAAGAUCAUACACAUUGGAUGACAUGGCUCCAUCGACGUGACUCUGCUUUGCUCUUUUGUCGGGCUGCAAGCAUUGACAUGGAUAAAGAUCAGUUAUUCGAGUCACAGAAAAAGCUCGUUCAAAUUAUGGCCGAAUUUGCAAAUAACCUAGGCGACGAAUUAGAACAUCUGAAGAUGAGCAUGAAAGCCCACACUCACGAAGCCGAUGAAUAUUUCGAAGGCUUCAUGAAGCAUGCUCACCGCUUGAAAUCUAAAUUCCAGGACACUAUGGAAACAGCUUCACGCGAAGCCGAUGGCAUUGUCACAUCAAUUGCGUUUAUUCGACAAAGCGGCAUAGAUAUCGAACGCGCUCUACACUCUCUCUUCCAAACCACAGUUGAAGUGAAUGCUGAGAUGGCGGCAAACCAAGAGCAGUCUUUGGCAGUGACUACAACCAAGUUGGAGAACCAGUUGGAGACGAUAAAUAAAAUGGCAGUUGUGGCGAAGGCAUAUACAGACCUGGUAGAAGCCGCUAUGCAAAACCUUUCUUCUCGAGCGGAGACCUUGGCUAGACAACAGGAAGCUAUGGGAGAGCGGUCCCAGUCCCUGGCCAUGGCCCUUGGAAACGCAACCGAUUUGUUCGAAAUUCAUGCCAACCAGCUUGAGCAAGCAAGUCUGACAGUAUCCAAAAUACAUUCCAGUCUGGGGAAUAUUGUUUCUAUCACAGAUUUCGUGUCCAAAUUUUCCAAAGGUCUCAACUUCGGAGGUUCCUUCGGCGACUGGGCCAUUCGUGUCAUCGUCCCUCCAAGCAGUAUCUUGUUCGGUAGUUAUGGAUUGCCUCCGAGUUUGACCCGGAACGCUUUGCUCUUCCUUGGUGGGGAGGGUGUUAGCGAAAUCAUAAUUUACCUACGACACUACGGAUCAUGGGACUGGGCUCCGGAAUCCUUUAUCCCAUCUGCUUUUACACACUUGGCACGAAAACAUCCCACACCCACACCCACACCAUCCGAGAACCCAGUCGAAGACCAACCAAACUCAAUGGCAGGUUCAACAACAGAAAAUGACAUCGCAUAA